This is a messenger RNA of Galendromus occidentalis (western predatory mite), 972 nucleotides long. RefSeq names its product trypsin-1-like. Gene Ontology annotation, molecular function: serine-type endopeptidase activity. Gene Ontology annotation, biological process: proteolysis. Lineage: Eukaryota; Metazoa; Arthropoda; Arachnida; Mesostigmata; Phytoseiidae. Bases 16 to 972 code for a protein of 318 amino acids. The record is from RefSeq and is a predicted model, not a curated record. The transcript has 6 exons.
UCACGGCUGAGGAGAAUGACUUUCCCGAUACUCCUCUCAAUUCUUUGGAUAUGUGCUCUUGCUAGAGCCCAGGACGGGGAGCGCCGGCCAAGCGGAAGCGUCUGUCUGCUCACUUCCCAGGAUGUGGAUGCGCGGAGCUACCUUCGAAAGGCCCGGAUGAUCGGAGGCCGAGCCGCUCACAAUAACGAGUUCCCAUGGCAAGUCUCAAUACGCCGCAAUGGUAACCAUAUCUGCGGAGGGUCGCUGAUCCACGAAGAAUGGGUUCUCACGGCCGCUCACUGUCUCAAACAGAAGGAUCCCGCCCGGUAUCUCGUUGAAGUUGGAUUCGUUUUCGAGGGCGACUCUCACAAACAAAUCUCUGAGACAGCAUGGCUCGCCUCCACCGCUAAAGUCUCACCGCUACAGGUCGAAGAGCGCAUCCCCGCCGCAUCCUUCGGCAGAAUGGGCUUCAGAGCCCAUAAGGGUGAUAUUGGCCUGAUUAAGCUGACAAGAGGAUUCCGGCUCGACGACUCCGUCGCGACGAUCUGUUUGCCCGACCCCUCUUACAGAAUAAACGGCGGUGGCGUCAUUGUCUCAGGUUGGGGUGUCACGAGAGAGGGAGGAAAGAGAGCGUCGCCCGCACUCCGCGUCGUGACCGUUCCCUACGUGUCGAAAGGAGAAUGUCUCAAUGAUUACUCGAGCUUCUGGAGUCACCUGAUGGGCUCGAAAUUCGACGCGGAAACGAUGUUUUGUGCCGGUCUCCCCGAAGGUGGCAAGGAUGCUUGUCAGGGUGACUCGGGGGGACCAGCUGUUCAGUUCAUCGAUGGGAUACCGACUCUGGUGGGGAUUGUAUCUUGGGGCGAAGGAUGUGCUCGACCUGGGAAACCGGGAGUGUAUACUGAAGCCGCCGUUUACGUCCCUUGGGUCAUGGGAACGAUCCGCAAUUACUACUUUUCUCGGAAUCAAUUAGCGAAUAGCAUUAGACUCACCUGA